Cokeromyces recurvatus is the source of this 1472-nucleotide messenger RNA. RefSeq names its product Metalloenzyme, LuxS/M16 peptidase-like protein. The transcript has 3 exons. NCBI's taxonomy places the organism in Eukaryota, Fungi, Mucoromycota, Mucoromycetes, Mucorales, Mucoraceae. Gene Ontology annotation, molecular function: metalloendopeptidase activity; metal ion binding. Gene Ontology annotation, cellular component: mitochondrion. Bases 9 to 1397 code for a protein of 462 amino acids. The record is from RefSeq and is a predicted model, not a curated record.
CGUGUAUAAUGGCUUCAAAAUUCUUAUUAUCAAAUUUCACCAAACCUCUUUUAGGAGCAAAUAAAAAUAUUUUUCAACGUCGCAGUUUAGCAACUGCUACUAAUUUGCUUCCUACUUUACGUAAAACCAUUUUACCUAAUGGUUUUACUGUAGCAUCAGAAGAAAAUCCUACUUCACAAACAGCGACUGUUGGUGUUUGGAUCGAUGCCGGCUCUCGUGCUGAAAGCGAAAAAAAUAAUGGUGCUGCUCACUUUUUGGAACACAUGGCAUUUAAAGGAACUCGCUCAAGAAGCCAAAGAGAUUUGGAACUCCAAAUUGAGAAUAUGGGUGGUCAUUUAAACGCUUACACCUCUAGAGAACAAACAGUUUAUUAUGCAAAAGCAUUCAAAUAUGAUGUACCUCAAGCAGUAGAAAUUCUUUCAGACAUUCUUCAACAUUCAACUCUUGAUCCUGGAGCUAUUGAAAGAGAACGUGAUGUAAUUCUUAGAGAACAAGAAGAAGUUGAAAAGCAAAUGGAAGAAGUUGUCUUUGAUCAUUUACAUGCAACUGCAUUUAAAAAUGAAUCUUUAGGAUUAACUAUUUUAGGCCCUAAAGAAAAUAUUCAGUCUUUAACACGCGAUGAUCUUUCAAAUUAUAUUAAAACAAAUUAUACAGGUGAACGAAUGAUACUUGUUGGUACAGGCGGUGUUGAUCAUGAUGCACUUGUUCGACUUGCCGAGACCCAUUUUGGUCAGUUACCUAACAAGUUAAACGCAUCUACUAGUAAGAGCGCUAUGAAGAAGGCUGUAUUCAUAAGCGAUGAAUUACGAAUCAAUAAUCCUAAUGCCCAGCAAGCACAUAUUGCUGUCGCUAUAGAAGGCGCUAGUUGGACAUCUCCUGACUAUUUCCCUUUGCUAGUUAUGCAAUCUAUUAUUGGUUCUUGGGAUCGAUCCUUAGGUGCUACAGGACACAUGGACUCUCGUCUAUCCUCUGUUUUACAUAAUAAUCAACUUGCUAAUUCUUUCAUGUCUUUUAAUACAUCGUAUAAGGAUACUGGCCUUUGGGGUAUUUAUUUAAUUUCAGAAAAUAAGGAUCGUCUUGGAGAUUUACUUAAAUCAACAAAAAAUGAAUGGAAUCGUUUGUCAACUUCAGUUACAGAUGAAGAAGUUCAACGUGCUAAACAACAAUUAAAAGCUGGUCUCUUAUUAAGUUUAGACGGAAGCACGUCUAUUGCUGAAGAUAUUGGUCGUCAAUUGUUAACAUCAGGCGAACGUUUGUCACCAAAAGAAGUAGAAGCAUUGGUUUCUAAAGUGACAGUGGACGAUGUGCGACGUGUAGCUCAAGAGUAUUUACAGCGUAAAGCAGCUGUUGUAGGUAUUGGCGCGGUAGAUAACAUGCCAAAUUUCAAUCAUAUUUAAUACUACGACCCUAUUUUAAUGUAAAAAGUUAUAUUUCAUUUUAAAAUAAAAUAAAAUAUAUGUAUUUGUUUAUUA